Molecule: messenger RNA, 1200 nt
Organism: Gossypium raimondii (Peruvian cotton)
Lineage: Eukaryota; Viridiplantae; Streptophyta; Magnoliopsida; Malvales; Malvaceae
Product: 1,4-alpha-glucan-branching enzyme 2-2, chloroplastic/amyloplastic
Exons: 5
Coding region: 420-818 (132 amino acids)
Biological process (GO): starch metabolic process
Cellular component (GO): cytoplasm
Molecular function (GO): 1,4-alpha-glucan branching enzyme activity
Source: RefSeq, a predicted model, not a curated record
UUAAAACACCCUUUAGGUUUUUUAGAUUUAUUUGUUUGAUUCAUUAAUGUUUAAUUGCAGAUUAGUAGGGAUUCAAUAUGGAUUUCUGUUAAUGUUUUUGAUUCCGUUCUGUUUGUCAAUUUCCAUUGUAGGAUUUAUGUUACUUGUGCUAUUUCAGACAUCUUUUAAACUGAUUUUGUAUGAAAUUCUCUCUCUCGCUCUAUGAUUGCUAGGAUUUUCAUUCUUGGAAUUUUUGUGAGUGUUUCUGUAUUAGGUUUUAAGAAGCCGAACUAAUAGCCUUGCUUAGCAGCAAGCACUACAUACCAACGCCAGCUGAAGAUGGAGACGGAGAACCAGAACCCUUUUCAACUUGAUGUGGGAAAUCUUUUCGCUUUUAACCCUUUUCACAACUUUCCUUCCCUCCCCACUUCCAGAAUCGCAUGGAAACUAGAUCUGGGGUUAAGGAUUCUAUUCCUGCUUGGAUCAAGUUCUCUGUUCAAGCACCUGGUGAAAUCCCAUACAGUGGAAUAUACUAUGAUCCACCAGAAGAGGAAAAGUACGUAUUCAAACACCCCCAUACAAAAAGACCAAAAUCACUUAGAAUUUAUGAAUCACAUGCUGGAAUGAGUAGCAUCGAUGCUGCUACAGGCAGUAUUAGUAGGAAUCUAGAUAAUCCAUUGUUAGUUGUGCCUCUUAAACCCUCUGUUGCGGAGUUUCCAGCUGCCAAGAAGGAAGAGCAAAGUGAUCGAUUGAGUAAUUUGGUUGGAGCUGGUUACCAAGCUUUUGAAGAUGCUAUUUUAAAUAAACUGACAAAGGCUGCCAAAAAACAACAAAAAUGAUGACAAAAAGGUCUUAGGAGCAGAUUGCAAAUGCAUCAGUGGCAUUUUAUCCACAGAUGUUUUGCCAACAUGUCCUAAAUUUACUAGUUCGGGAUUGAAUUUUAGCUUUCUGAAGUAUACCUUUUAAGAAGAGAGAUGAACCAUUCGGGUUAAAGACAUAAGUUCUUAUGUAUGUAAAUUCUAUCUUCAUUUAUUAAUGCUCAAUACUUCAAACUAUUUGAUCUGUAAUUUUCAUAAGUAGAAAAUUCUUCUUACAAUCUAUGCAAUAAUAUUUGUUUUCUUAUUGUAAGAAUAUUUUUAACAUUGUAAAUUUUAACAUUAUUGUAAGAAUAUUUUGAAUUAUACUUCAGUUAUCAAUUUAUAUCAUAUAUUUUUCGUUGAA